CAUACAUACAUAACCAAAUACAAGAUUCCACAUUUUGGACGAUAUUUAAAAAAUAACUCUAGAAAACUAUAUUUGCGUUUAAGUGUAAAAAUAAUUUUGCUACAAUUUGAGGAGUAGACAUGAGAUUGACAUCCAGUUUGUUAAGACGCGUAGGAGAGUGGUCAAAGAAAUAUGCAAAUUUACCUGAUAGUUACAUAGAACGAGCUAUGGCACAGGUUUAUUGGAAGACACCCAAAAAGCCAAAUUAUUUGCCACGUACAAUUGAAAGAAAGCGAUUUCGUUUCUCAAUACAUCGUCCAUGGACUUCUCAAUUUCAUCGUGAUAAUGCACCUGGUAAAUCUCAUAAAUUCGUUCACGUGGAGCCUAUUAAGGAUUGGAAUUUCUUUCGAGGUGAUAGGGUAGAGGUUUUAGUAGGAAAAGAUAAAGGAAAGCAAGGGAUUGUAAAAGAUAUUUAUCAAGAAAGAAAUUGGAUAAUUGUCGAAGGACUUAAUACGAAGUUGGAAUGUCAAAAGAUAGGUAAAAAAUAUCCUAGUAUAUAUAUGCAGCAAGAACAACCAUUAUUGGUAACCUCACAAGUACAAUUGGUUGAUCCUUCAGAUAUGCAAGCAACUCCAGUAGAAUGGCGAUUCACAGAGGAUGGUCACCGUGUACGCGUAUCCGUGAGAUCUGGUAGAAUAAUUCCUAUUCCUGUUUCUAGUCAAGAAACAAUAGAUUACAAAUUACCUCAGCUUUAUCUAGAGCAAGCAAAAGAUACAACUAAAGCUGAUAUGGAAAAAAUAACUUUCGAACCAGCAUUAAAGACUUUCGAGAUGGAUAUCAUGGAAAAGAUGGAUAUUAAAGAAGAUCGUGUUCCAAAGAAAUUUUAUUGGUAUUAAUCAUUCUUAUAUACAAUUCGCUGUUAUUUUCAAUGUACAGCUAUAAUAUUUAAUAAAUAUAUUAAACGGACAA
This is a messenger RNA of Mycetomoellerius zeteki, 948 nucleotides long. It is a transcript of the gene mRpL24, whose product is annotated as mitochondrial ribosomal protein L24. Lineage: Eukaryota; Metazoa; Arthropoda; Insecta; Hymenoptera; Formicidae. Bases 120 to 875 code for a protein of 251 amino acids. The record is from RefSeq and is a predicted model, not a curated record. The transcript has 5 exons. Gene Ontology annotation, cellular component: ribosome. Gene Ontology annotation, biological process: translation. Gene Ontology annotation, molecular function: RNA binding; structural constituent of ribosome.